UCUUGUAAGUCAGGAUCAAUUAUUGAGAUCACUACUUUAGGCAUCAGAGCUUCAUUUUGUUCCAUAAGGUCUAUAGAGUAUUAAUUCCAUCAUUUUAGGGUAUGUAUUAACAAGAAUUGAAACUUAGCAAUCACAUUGAUGAAUACUGCUGAAAAAGAAAAUUUACCAAGCUCUGAAAUUAUUUGUGGAUCAGGAUCUUUGUUAAUGGGCACAGUCUAUAUCUCAGCAUGAUUAGUCAGAACGCCAGGCGUGCCUUAGGCUCCACAAUUAGUGAGAAAGCUCUCUGGUUGCUUUUUAAAAUAGCUUUCUCAUCAAACAAUAUGGUGAGAAUUUAUAACUUAUUGGUCAAUACUAAUAAUGAACGCUAUGUCAUAAUGUCUUUCUGAAUUAGCAGAUAAAUCGACAGAAAAUAAAAAUUCGCCAAAAACUUACUUGAGCAAGUCAGCAGCUUGUUAUUAAUAUGAGAAUCAUCGCUAUAAUGAAGUGAGUUAUCGAAUGUAAGCCAAUCUUG
Messenger RNA from Moneuplotes crassus, 511 nucleotides. The record is from the annotation of a GenBank genome assembly. NCBI's taxonomy places the organism in Eukaryota, Ciliophora, Spirotrichea, Euplotida, Euplotidae.